Messenger RNA from Gasterosteus aculeatus aculeatus (three-spined stickleback), 2562 nucleotides. It is a transcript of the gene bgnb, whose product is annotated as biglycan b. Gene Ontology annotation, molecular function: protein binding. NCBI's taxonomy places the organism in Eukaryota, Metazoa, Chordata, Actinopteri, Perciformes, Gasterosteidae. The record is from RefSeq and is a predicted model, not a curated record.
GCUCGGUUUGGCCUGGGACUCGAACACACGGUACCCGGACUCGGUUCGCAGUGGCUCACAGUGGCGGAGGAGCUGCGGGUGGAUGUCACGAGGAACUACUGCAAUAAUCCGUAAAUGUGAUUGCGAUAUAGGACUUGAAAAAAAUCUCCAGGAUAAACGCAGGGAGGAAACAUUCAUCCUCUUUGGGAAUUUGGAACUAAUAUCUUAUUUAUAUCCAUCAAGGUGUGUAAGUUAAAGAUGUUACCAUGUGGCUCCCUCCUGCUAAUGCUGUGUGUGGCUCGGCUGAUCUCCACCUCCUCCGCCCUGCCCUUCGAGCAGAGAGGCUUCUGGGAUUUUGCCAUGGACAACAUGGACAACAUGGACAGCAUGGACAGCGGCGGGAUGACGACGAUGAUGAGGGAUGAGGAAGAAGGCUCGGGUGUAGAAGAGAUUCCCCCUCAUCACAUACCCAUGUGCCCCUUCGGCUGCCAAUGCCGGCUCAGGGUCGUCCAGUGUUCUGACCUCGGUCUGACUGAGGUGCCAAAGAAUAUUCCUCUAGACACCAAGUUCCUGGACCUGCAGAACAACCGCAUCCCGGAGCUUAAAGAGAAUGACUUCAAAGGCCUCACUCACUUAUAUGGUCUGUCUCUGAGGAAUAACAUUAUUUCCAAAGUCCACCCCAGAACAUUUGCGCCUCUGAAGAACAUGCAGAAGCUCUACUUCUCCAAGAAUCUACUGACCACAGUUCCCCAGAACUUGCCGGCCUCUCUGGUUGAGAUUAGGAUCCACGAGAACCGCAUCAGGAAGGUGGCUGCUGGGGCCUUUGCAGGACUGGGGAACAUGAACUGCAUAGAAAUGGGAGCAAACCCCAUCCAAAACAGCGGAUUCGAGCCUGGGGCCUUCAAAGGACUGAAACUGAAUUAUCUGCGUAUAUCUGAGUCUAAAUUAACUGGGGUGCCAAAAGAUCUCCCGGAGAGUCUUAAUGAGCUUCAUCUGGACCACAACCAGAUCCAGGCUGUGGAGCUGGAGGACCUGAGCCGCUACAAAAACCUGUACAGGUUGGGCCUUGGAUACAACCACAUCCGUAACAUAGAGAACGGCAGCCUGUCCUUCCUCCCCAGUCUGAGAGAGCUGCACCUGGACAACAACCGCCUGACCCGUGUUCCCAGCGGCCUCCCAGAUAUGAAAUACCUACAGGUGGUGUACCUCCAUUCCAACGCCAUCGACCAGGUGGGCGUGGAUGACUUCUGCCCUCGAGGGUUCGGGAUGAAGAGGACGUUCUAUAACGGCAUCAGCUUGUUUUCCAACCCUGUCAACUACUGGGAGGUGCAGCCCGCAACGUUCCGCUGUGUCGGCAAUCGUCUGGGUAUUCAGUUUGGCAACUACAAAAAGUGAAGACGAGGGGGAGGGGGGGGAUGGAGAGAGUCAGAGAAGGGGGAUGGCGGAGGAACAGAUAAUUAAAGGAAUGAAAAAACUUGAGAGAUGGAGGAGAGGGAGUUUGUAUUUGAGAUCAUUAUCUUUAUUAUUAUUGUUUUUUGGGGCGAGAUUUUGCGGAGACGAGAACGGGCAAUAAACUGAUGAAACAGAAAGAGAAGUAAAAAAUACAAUCACAUAACUUGAAGGGCUGAGAGUACUUCACCUGAGUUGCCUCAUUAUUUAAUUUUAAUGUUUUGAAAGUUUUUCCAUUUGAAAUGGAUAAAGCUGAGGAGAAUGUCUGAGAAGAUUGUUUUCGCUCCGACCUAAAUUAAUGAAAACUGGGAACUUGUGAAGCAUUUCAUUCCAUAUGUUUUACACAGUAGUGCUUAUUGUGAUAGAUUUCUCUUUUGUAUUAACAAUUUGGUCAAGAACUAAAAAAAAAUUAAAAAGCAAUGCAUUAUAGUUGUUUUUAUACGUAAAAUUGCGCUUUGUAUGAACUAGUUUGUGUUCCCAACUGACAUCACGUUGGCCCGUUUAACUGGUCCAAAGCCAUUUGGUCCCUGUGAUGAAAUGAUACCGUAUCAAUCAUCUGUAGUCACAGAAUUUGUGGGCAAUUUCCACCAUUUACUGAAACAAAAAUAACUGCACGUAGUGUAGAAACUUUUUUUCAAUUUUACCAGUUCAAAUGCAUUCCUGUACAUAUCAGGAAUGUCGACUGAAGAUCAAUAAGUAUAUUUUAAAAUCAUCCUCAUCAGUGCCAAACCAACUCCAUUGUAUGCCUUCACUAAAUAUUAUUCUGUAUGAUACUUUAAUAAUGGGGGUUUUGCCCUAGUUGGAGAAAACCCACGUUCGCUUUGCUUUGAGACAUUGAAGGCAGUGUGUUCACAAAGUGCUACUAACAAUAGUAGUGUUUCUGCAUUCUUUUGCACAGUUUUUUCUCUGUUAUGCUUUAUCUUCUUUAGGGAUGUUGGAGGGUUACCCUCUUCACAUCUGUAUCUGGAAUUGCUUUUAGUCAUUAGUAUUCUGUGUCUAUGCCCUGUAAUCUGAUAAUCUACUGCAAGUGAAUAAAGACAUUUUUAGCCUGCUGCAUAGAGACAAAGAACAACUGGUGCACCUGGGUUGGAUGUUGUGUGAGAAAUAAAGAAGAAAUAUCAAAAGUGGAAAAAA